Musa acuminata subsp. malaccensis (wild Malaysian banana) is the source of this 1360-nucleotide messenger RNA. Its product is annotated as mitochondrial outer membrane protein porin 1. The record is from RefSeq and is a predicted model, not a curated record. Gene Ontology annotation, cellular component: mitochondrial outer membrane. Gene Ontology annotation, molecular function: voltage-gated monoatomic anion channel activity. Gene Ontology annotation, biological process: monoatomic anion transmembrane transport. Lineage: Eukaryota; Viridiplantae; Streptophyta; Magnoliopsida; Zingiberales; Musaceae.
UUGGGCGUGCCUCCCCACCCUCCUCCCUCCGCGCAUCCCUCCCACCAUUUAUCUGUCGUUCGGUCUCUAAUUCAUUCGGGAAAGCGCCGUCUUCUCUCUCUCUCUCUCUCUCUCUCUUCUGUAAUCUUCUUUCCGCCGUUUGAUAUCGAUCGAGGGAAGAUGGGUCCAGGUCUCUACUCCGAGAUCGGCAAGAAGGCCCGAGAUCUUCUUUACAGGGACUAUCAGACGGAUCACAAGUUCACCGUCACCACCUGUACCUCAAAUGGAGUCGCAAUUACGGCUACAGGUACAAGGAAGAAUGACUUAAUUUUUGGUGAGAUCCAGUCCCAGAUUAAGAACAAGAAUGUCACCUUUGAUGUGAAAACAAAUUCAGAUUCAAAUGUUACAACUACAGUUACUGUUGAUGAACUUGCCACCCCAGGAUUGAAGACGAUUUUCAGUUUUGUUAUUCCAGACCAGAGGUCUGGCAAGGUUGAGCUUCAGUACUUGCAUGACUAUGCAGGGGUUAAUGCUAGUAUUGGAUUGACUGCCAAUCCUGUGGUUAACCUUUCUGGCGUGGUUGGAUCUAAGAACGUCUCAGUUGGUGCUGAUGUAGCAUUUGAUACUGCAACUGGUAAUUUUAUCAAGUACAAUGCUGGUUUGAGCAUCACUAAUACAGAUCUUAUUGCUUCACUUACUCUGAAUAACAAGGGAGAUAGCUUGAGUGCUUCCUAUUACCACUUGGUUAACCCUUUGUCAAGUACAGCAGUUGGUGCAGAGCUGAACCAUAGUUUCUCGAGCAAUGAGAACACACUCACCUUUGGUACGCAGCACGCACUGGACCCCCUGACUACAGCGAAGGCACGCUUCAACAAUUAUGGCAAGGCUAGUGCACUCAUCCAGCAUGAAUGGAAACCCAAAUCAUUUUUGACCAUCUCAGGAGAGGUUGACACCAAGGCCAUUGAAAACAGUUCAAAAAUAGGCUUGUCCUUGGUGCUCAGGCCAUGAAAGAGUCUUGGGUAUUAUUUGCUGUGUGCCUCCGUUUCAUACUCGAGUGGAAUAAGUUGAGAAAAGAUGGUGGCCUGGAGGUGUGGCAGUGUCGUUAACUUGAGUUAUUGUCUUUCUUGCUGGUACUUGUUUUGGCAGUUCAAAUGGAGGCUUUGGCUCUCCACUUGCUUUGAUACUAGUCUGCAACAAUAAUUCUUAUUCGGCGACUGGGGCCUGAUCCCGACCUGCUCACUUUUAAUUUUCUUCCCAGAUGUAAACUGGUUCAGAGCAGAGACUAACGUCAAACUGUUUUCGCUUGAUGCCUUGUCACAAGCAUUAUUAUGUCCUGCUUUGUCGUUUCCUUAAAAUUAUGCCAUUGCUUGUUUAUGGUGAC